Dendroctonus ponderosae (mountain pine beetle) is the source of this 1653-nucleotide messenger RNA. RefSeq names its product facilitated trehalose transporter Tret1. Gene Ontology annotation, molecular function: transmembrane transporter activity. Gene Ontology annotation, cellular component: membrane. NCBI's taxonomy places the organism in Eukaryota, Metazoa, Arthropoda, Insecta, Coleoptera, Curculionidae. The record is from RefSeq and is a predicted model, not a curated record. Gene Ontology annotation, biological process: transmembrane transport.
GGGGCGCAUUCGCCAUUUCGUCUGCCAGUGGGGCCCCGGGGCCCACAGUGGUAGACGAAGGACUCAGCCAAUGCCAACUGCACACGCCACCAACAGGCCAAUUAACACGCAAAGGCAAAUAAGUGUUAAUCAAUUGUUUUUCCUAUUCGCACAAGCAGCUUUGAUUAGAAGCCCAUAGUUUGUGCAGCGAUUAGAUCGUGGUGCAAAACAGCAAAACCGGUAGGUUCCAGGCGGCAGUCGAUGGAACCGAUCACGUGGAAGCAGGUGCUGCCCCAAGUGGUGGCCACGUUGCUCGGCACCCAGAUGGCCGUCUCCGACGGGAUGACGUACGGCUGGACGUCCCCCAUGAUCCCCUACCUGCAGAGCAACGCCUCCCACAUCCCCGACGUGAGCGCCGCCGCCACCGAUUGGCUGGAGACGAUCGUGCUGAUGGGGGCGGUCACCGGCCUCCCGUUCACCAUCCUGGGCGUGAACCGCCUGGGGCGGCGCAAGUGCAUGAUCCUGUCGGCGCUGAUUGGCUGCGCCUGCUGGACGGCGCUGCUCGCCACCAGCAGCCUGGCGGCGGUGUUCGCCGCCCGCUUCUUCAGCGGCAUGGCGGGCGACAUGUGCUUCGUCGCCGCCCCCAUGUACAUUGCCGAGAUCGCCGACCAUCGCAUCCGCGGCUUUCUGUCGGCCAUGAUCUACCUGAUGAUGCUGGUGGGGAUGCUGCUGGUCUACACGGUGGGGGCGCUCGCCCCCUACGCGUGGGUGCCGAUCAUCGGGAUCGGGCUGACCGCCUGCCAGGUGUGCCUGUUUCCGCUCAUGCCCGAGUCGCCCUACUAUCUGGUGUAUGUGGGGCGGGACGAGGAGGCGCGCCGCAGUCUCAAGCGGCUGAGGGGCGGCGCCGCCCCCGUGGACGCCGAGAUGCUGGAGAUCCAGGAGGCGGUGCGCCGCCAGCGGCUGGAGACGGGGCGGCUGCAGGACCUGCUGCUGAUCGACAGCAACCGCAAGGCGCUGCUGAUCAUGCUGAUCCUCAACGGGAUGCAGCACUUCGUCGGCAUCAGUGUGAUCUUCAUGAACCUGCACGUGAUCCUGAAUGAGGCCGGCUCGGCCUACUUGCCCACAUCGACCGCCGCCAUCGUGUUCGCCGUCAUCAUGCUGGGCGCCGCCACGAUCGCGUCGGCCGUCAUUGACAAGUUUGGCAGGAAGGUGCUGCUCGAGCUCUCCAGCCUCCUCACCGGGCUCGUGCUCGUCGUCAUCGCCAUCUAUUUCCACUUGAAGAACCUGCACUAUGACGUGGUGGCGGUCAGCUGGAUCCCGGCAGGGGGCGUGAUGGUCUACGCGGCCACCUUCAAGAUCGGCCUCGGAUUGGUGCCGAUCGUGGUGACGGCCGAGAUCUUCCCCACCACCAUCAAGGCGAUCGGGAUGACCAUCGCCGACGUCAUCUACGUGCUGGCGUCGAUCAUCUCGAUUUUCGUCUACAGCGCCCUCUUUCGCACGUUUGGCAUGCACGCGCCCUUCUACCUGUUCGCCGUCAGCAGCCUGUGCACCACUGGGUUUGUGCACUUUUUCGUGCCCGAAACCAAGGGGAAGACGCUGGACGAGAUCCAGCUGAUGCUGAAGGGCCACAAGCCCGCCGAAGUCGCCACGGUUAAUAAAUAUUGAUAAAUUUGG